CCAGGAAUCCGGCUUGCUCCAAACGUGCAGCAAUUUAACAAUUGACCAAGUAGACAAUAUACCUUUAUUUCACGACCAUCUCACUGAGAUGGCCCCAAUUCACUGUCUCCAACUCACUCCACUUAUGAGAUCACCGUGCCUGCUCAAAACAGUUCUCAACUCCACGAGAGAUUCAGGGACCUGGCAGCAACUUCCUGCGACAACCACACACCCCAAACCCUCGCCGUUCAACUCCCCCUAAUUCUCGCAAUCAUGCUUCGCUGGUACCAGGCCAGGCUCGCCUCACGGCCGCUGCUCACGCAGAGCAUCACGACGGCGGUGCUGUUCGCAACGGGCGACAUCACCGCCCAGCAAGUCUUCGAGAAGAAGGGCAUUGAGAAGCACGAGCUGGCACGAACGGGCCGCAUGUUCCUCUACGGCGGUGCCGUCUUCGGCCCCGCCGCCACGACCUGGUACAAAUUCCUUUCGCGCAAAGUCGUCCUGCAAAACAAAAACGCCGAGAUCGCGGCGCGCGUCGCCUGCGACCAGCUCAUCUUCGCGCCCACCUUCAUCAGCAUCUUCCUGAGCAGCAUGGCCGUCAUGGAGGGUGGGAGCCCCAAGGAGAAGCUGCAGAAGAGCUAUAUCCCUGCGCUGUCGACCAACUACCUUGUCUGGCCCUUUGCGCAGAUGGUCAACUUCAAGAUGGUGCCGCUCAAUGGCCAGGUCUUGUUUGUCAAUGUCAUUUCUAUUGGCUGGAACUGUUACUUGAGUGUUGUGAACAGCGGUGCUAGGAAGUAGAGAGAGAAUAAAAGAGAUAGAUACAUAGAUACAUAGAUUUGGGAUUAAAAUCCAGGGACCAGGUCGAUGGGCAUGGGGACGGCUAAUUGUCACGCACGAUUUUCUCGUAUGCUGUCUGGUUUUCCUUCUGUUACCAGCUCGGCUCAAGACAGUAUAGCAGGCGUUUAUUAUAAAAUGGUCAACACAGGGUCUCGAAUCACAUUGGAGCGCCUCAUAUCCGGCACAUGUGGAUAGUUUAGCAGUGCGCAGGGCUGGCUUUGAAGCAUUUGAGGAUGUCAUCAUUUCACUAUUCUAUACAGAUACCAUACCAACUAUAGACAAUCGAGAAAGAAG
Molecule: messenger RNA, 1110 nt
Organism: Pseudomassariella vexata
Lineage: Eukaryota; Fungi; Ascomycota; Sordariomycetes; Amphisphaeriales; Pseudomassariaceae
Exons: 4
Coding region: 253-777 (174 amino acids)
Cellular component (GO): membrane; cytoplasm; mitochondrion
Source: RefSeq, a predicted model, not a curated record